CAGCUGGAGACUUUAACGUUGGCCUAACCAAGGUGACCACUAAAAUGCCCGCUAACCCGCAUAUCACUCGUACCUCAACAGAAGUUUUGCAACCUCCAAGAUACUCGCUACCUCGAGCUUGAUACUGUUAAGUCCAUUCAUCCCUCGUCCACUAUACCCAGAACUAUUCCUUAAACUUGGUACAACAUUGGUUACUCUUUCCCACCAAUUAUCAUCUGUUCCGGCCACUUAUACAUCAGUUGGCAGCUGUGCGAUGUGCGAAUGGCGCAUCUGCGCGGACAUCGAAAAUUGGAAGUGUUAAUUUACUCCUGCUUCUUUGCGCACGAUUAUGACUUCCAUUCAAUCUGUUUUUCAAGACAGUCAACUGGUGUGUGUGCCUCACGCUCUGGUUUCUGUAUCUCUGGGAGCAGACAUACUUGGGUAAAGAUGCUAUGUUCGACGAUAAAAUGGGCCGGUUCAUUGGGUCCCAAGGCGCUGUGUGCAAGGAUUGCCCAUACGCUAAGGUUAGAACAUGGACGAAGUAUACUGAUUGCAUCAGGAUCGGCCAUGAACUCAGGCUGCGCCGGCGUCUUCAGUCGUAGCUUCGCAGGUUAUUGCCACAUCAAUAUCUAAUCUUGUUUUUAUUGCAACCAUUUGUUUUUCAACCUAGCACUGUUGUCUUGUUCUGCCAUCCUCCAAGCGACUGCGGUCGUGAGAGUUUAGCGAACACCCGCCCGAGGUUGAAGUUCCAGUUUUUUCUGAUCACUUAAGCUGGUGAAGCGCCCAGAUUUUGGGCGCAAAAUAAUUUUCAGGGUGUCAGCAAAUCCCGCGGCGCCACGAGCGAAUUUGGUUCAGAUGGCUCCCGCUAGAUCUAGAUAGAUACUUGGCUUCAUUAUAACCCUGCGGGGAUUACUAUAAUCCGUUAGUAAAUCUAACCUUAUUUAUACAAAUCGUCCGCGGUCGCUGCUAGACGAGGGAGGUCAACUGUAGCAGUUGCAUCCUUGUGAAGGGCCGCUAAAUUUGAAUAGGGGAAGAGAAGAAAUAGGCGAUUGAAUAGAUCACAGACUGCGGCCUAUGUGGCUGUUUGAAGUAAAGUGAUCCUGAGCUCGAGGAAUAGAAGAUCCUUGCCAUCUUUUAGUUGUCGGCGACAGCUUGGCACUGCUCUAGAGUCUUCGACUACUCUUAC
Messenger RNA from Truncatella angustata, 1165 nucleotides. RefSeq lists its product as uncharacterized. The coding region runs from base 262 to 612 and encodes 116 amino acids. The record is from RefSeq and is a predicted model, not a curated record. The transcript has a single exon. NCBI's taxonomy places the organism in Eukaryota, Fungi, Ascomycota, Sordariomycetes, Amphisphaeriales, Sporocadaceae.